This is a messenger RNA of Stylonychia lemnae, 1557 nucleotides long. The record is from the annotation of a GenBank genome assembly. Lineage: Eukaryota; Ciliophora; Spirotrichea; Sporadotrichida; Oxytrichidae.
AUGGAAGGAAAUUAUACACAAAGUGUGUAUACUCAAAAGUAAGGCACUGAUGCUAUAUGGAUACUAGUUUCUGCUGGGUUUAUUUUCUUUAUGACAGCAGGUUUCACUCUCAUUGAAAGUGGGGCAGUAAGAUACAAAAAUAGAAGCUCAGUGCUGAUUAAAAACUUAUUCAAUGUUUGCAUAUGCGCUAUUGCUUUCUGGCUAGUAGGCUAUGGAUUUGCUUUUGGUAACCCUGAAUACUUCAUUGGCAAUGAUUAAAAAUUCUACUCAUCAUAUGGGUUUGAACAAUAAGAAUAGGAUCACUAUCUCUUAUGGGUUAUUCAGUUUGCAUAUUGCAUGAUUGUAGUAACAGUUUAUUAAGGAGCAUUAGCUGAGAGAACAUAGAUUGCAGGCUAUGUGAUCAUGACCUUUUUACUCGCAGGAUUUGUUUAUCCAGUGAUUUUAGCUUGGACCUGGGGUUAAGGUUGGCUUUUUGAUAAAGGUUUUCAUGACUUUGCAGGUACAGGAAUCGUACAUUUAGUAGGAGGGACUACUGGAUUCUGGGGUGCAGUCGUAGUAGGAGAAAGACAAGCAAAAUAAAGAUUAAGAGUUCAGGGAGCUAAAGAGUAGCCUUUAUUAGAUGAUAAGACCAAAAGAUUAAUUGGAAGAAGAAACGCUGAUUUUAACUAAAUUGCAUAAAAGCACUCUAAGAGAAAUUCUCAUGCAUUGAUUGCUAAUAACAACACAUUUAUUGUGCUUGGCACUUUAAUUGUCAUUACAGGAUAUAUGUUUUUCACUGGGGGUAGAACUUACUCACAAUUCGUGCCGAGAACAGGAGCUCCUGCAAAAAUUAUUCAAAAUACCUUGAUAUCCUGUGCUUUCAGUGGUCUUGUCUCAUUUGGUUUGAAGCCAUUAGUACUUGGAAACUAUAACAGAGCAACUAAGUAUGAUUGCUUGACUCUUUGCAACGGAAUUCUGAUAGGUUUAGUCUCCAUAGCUGGAGUAGCAGAUAGAGUUUAGAAUUGGGGAGCAGUUUUGAUUGGUUCAAUUGCUGCAGUUUUUUAUGUAGGAGGAUGUAUAUAUCUUGAAUUUUGGAGAAUUGAUGAUCCACUUGAAGUAUUUUAAGUUCAUGGACUUGGAGGUGUUUGGGGCCUCUUUGCUACAGGUUUCUUUGACAAUAUACAUGGAGCUCUUUACAAAGGUGCCUUGAAAUAAGGUCAUUUCAUGGGUUACUAGAUCGUUGGAAUAGUAGUAAUUGUAGCGUGGACUUCACUAAUUACUCUAAUAGGCUUCUAUGUUUUGAGAAAAUUGCACCUACUCAGAGUUGAUAAAGCUAUUGAAGAGAUUGGUUUUGAUGUAGCUGAAUUAGGUGGAGUUAGCGAUGAAUUCUUAAAUGCUGUUAGGUAAUAAAUCAACUCAAAGAGGAGCGAUAAGGUAGAAACUCAAACUGAUGAUGAGUAAGAAGAUGAUGAAGAAUAUAUUAAGAAGCAACUAUAGGCAAAAUAAGAUGAUAUAGUUUCUAAAUAUUUGAACAGUGCACCUCUUAAAGAGCUGAAGGGUGAAGCAUACCUUUUCUGA